Molecule: messenger RNA, 2694 nt
Organism: Haplochromis burtoni (Burton's mouthbrooder)
Lineage: Eukaryota; Metazoa; Chordata; Actinopteri; Cichliformes; Cichlidae
Gene: disc1
Product: DISC1 scaffold protein
Biological process (GO): neuron migration; cilium assembly
Cellular component (GO): intermediate filament cytoskeleton; mitochondrion; microtubule
Source: RefSeq, a predicted model, not a curated record
CGGUCUGAAGGAGUUUGGAGUCAAAUUCCUGAACACGUAGGAGCUCCAACGCGACGCAUGACGCAAGGGCGCAGCGACUAACGGAUUACUGAUCAACUGAUCGAUGUGUCGACUAACAGACGGAUUUUCCUGGGCUAUGUACUUCUGCCACUGCACACCACCGCUGGAUGUGUUUUCCAUACUUUCCCCACAAGGAACAGCACGACGUGAAGUCUUUCUCCAGACCGUCAGUUCAGGCGCAGCGGGACCCACUUGUUUCCAACAGGGGGAGAAAUGUAAGAAUCUGAUGUACCAUAAAUGUUUGUGUCAAGAGAUUUUCAUCAGGGACAAAACAGCGCGCUGGGAAGCAGUUUUCACCCGUCACUCACUGUGUGCAGGGAAAAUAUAGCAGCCCGGGUUCACUUUUCCAUAACGGAAAUGAGAUCAGUCCCUUUGCUUGGCUUCACUUCUUCUAAAACAUGGUCGAUGUAACUCUAUGCAGGCUUGUGCCACCGGGGUCUGACUUUCUUUGACUUUUCAACACAAACAGCCUUUUUUAAUGGAAAAAUGUUCGCUGGACUGAUGGGACUGGAAUGCCACGGCAACUCUCUGCUUCACUGCCGCGAAACCAUUCAAGGUGGCAGAGCAUCAGGGACAGCUGGCAGCUCCAGCCGUAAGAGGCUCCACCGAAGACCAGGGUACAUGAGAGGAGAGCAGUGCAGACUGCAGAGCGCCACUCAGGAAGAGGAGGAGGACGUCGGGACAACCACUUUUAUUACCAAUGGAAAAUCAGGACGUGACGCUGACAUAGCUGAUGCAACUAAUGAUCAAAGGCCAAGUCCAGCUCCUGCAGACAGUGUGUCUUUAAUAAAUCAUCAACAGCCUGAUAAACACACGUGUAGCUCCUGGAAGACUCAGAGCUUUGUCUGCUCUGUUACCCACCCUCCUUCCCCUGUGGACUGCAAUUCUAAGAGUACAUCCAGCCAUCUGGGCCAGUCCUCACUGCCCAACAAUGAACUCAGGUUAAGUUCGAGCCUGGACACUCGUUCAGAGCCAGAGGACUCUUUUAACUCCAGCUUCAGUUUCAUCCAACAGUCUCUUACCUCCAGCCAGAAAACAACCACCACACCCACACAAGAGCAAGAAUUAAGUUCAUCAACAAAAGCAUCUGACCUGCCUCAAACAAAACCCGAAACCUUACCUGUCGAGCACAAUUUCUCUAAGCAGUCGUCUCCUGCUCAAACACUACCUGGAGGAAAGUUUUGGCGAGAAUGCCUGUUUGCCACCCACGUAGAAAGAUCCCACGUGCCUGACUGUGAGGCUCAGUCUAUUGAUAUAGAGGCCACCUCCUCACUCUCCCUGGACUCGGACAGUACCUCUGCCUCCUCUGUCACCUCAGGCUACGAGAGCGCUACACCUGCCUUGGAGCAAGGCUGGGAUAACCUGCUGAAGAAGUACGAGGGCGUGCUGCAAGACUGCCUCCAAAACAACCGCACUCACACCAAGAUUGAAUCCAUGAUGUUGAAGCUGCAGAGGCUCCAGCAGAAAGCAAUUCUGGACGACGAUUAUGACGCAGCUGAGCGCUUUGGGAAAAAGUUAGAGGAGCUGUCUAAAGAACGAAGCACUCUGAAGCUGGGUUUACCCUCCCAACAGCCCAGCGUGGCGUUGCUCCUGGAGAGGCUCCGACAGGCGGUGGACAGCGCCCUCCAGAGGGCAGACUGCAGUCAGUACAGGGAGUGUGCAGAGCCUGUUGCAGGGGAGCAAUCCGACUCAUCACAGGGUCCACUGCAACGAAGAGAACGUCUGAUACGAGAGAGACGGCUUGUCGAGGAGGAGAUCGCAGAGCUGCAGCAGAGACUGGUGGAGCUGAAGGACCGUAGCCGGUGUCUGGAGCAGCAGAUCCAGCAGGAAGAGCAACAGGUGGAGGCUGAGGAGCUGGAGGCCUCCGUGCUGAGGAGCUGCAGCACGGCUCAGCUUCGCGACAUGAGCCGAACCCUCCAGGACCUCGUCGCUUCUGAAAAUCGCACACAAAUCUCAGUCUCUCGUCCUCCCUCCAUGCUCAGACUCCAGGAGCAGGAGCAGGCAUUAAAUCUGUCCAUUAAGGAAGCCACUGCUAAGGUGGUCAUGAGUCAGAGACUGGGCAGCAGCCUAAGGAGGAAAGUCAGUGAGACUGAAACACAGCUUUUGGCACUACAUGAAGCCAAACUGGCAGCCAUCUCAGGUAAUGACUUCAGCAGUGCUAAGGAACUGAAAGCAGAAAUGAAGGCGGUGUACCUGGAGCGGGACCGACUUGAGGCUCUGGCCAAGAGGCUGCACAGCCUCAGCUCAGGGAGCAGCCAGGAGCUCGCCAGGAUGAAGGAGCAGCGGCAGCAACUCAGACAGGAGCUGGAGCAGAGGGAGGCCCAGCAUGAAAGCCGCCUGAAAGAGAACACCAGCAAGUAUAUUGAACUACUGGAGGACCGAUUGCACAGUUAUGGGUCUCCCAGCUUGGAGCGAAUCUGGGAAGCCGACCUGGAAGCGUGUCACCUUUUCCUGCGAGGUCUCCAGUUGCGGACUCCCAGCUGCAGUGGAGCAGACAUCGAAGACUUCCCCACUGCAACAGUUUAUCCUCCAUCCCAGCCAGGCACCAAAGAGGAAGAGGACUGUGCCAUGCUGACUGCUUUAGGAGGGCGAUGGUGUCCUGAGGCCAACUUACAGAACUCAGAGUUCACUAAG